This is a messenger RNA of Carassius gibelio (silver crucian carp), 5088 nucleotides long. Its product is annotated as hemicentin-1-like. Bases 1 to 3264 code for a protein of 1087 amino acids. NCBI's taxonomy places the organism in Eukaryota, Metazoa, Chordata, Actinopteri, Cypriniformes, Cyprinidae. The transcript is spliced from 18 exons. The record is from RefSeq and is a predicted model, not a curated record.
AUGUUGCUAUAUCCACCAAAGAACAUCACAGUGUCCAUCAGUCCAUCUGGUGUAAUAGUGGAGGGAGAUUCAGUGACUCUGAUCUGCAGCAGUGACUCAAACCCUCCUGCAGACAUCAACUGGUUUAAAGGAAGAACGUUUGUAGGAUCUGGAAGAAACUACAGCAUCUCAAAGAGCAGCUCUAAUCACAGUGGAGAAUACAAGUGCAAGUCCAUCAAUGAACAUGGAGUGAAAUACUCUGAUGCUGUGAUUUUAAAUGUUGCGUAUCCACCAAAGAACGUCUCAGUGUCCAUCAGUCCAUCUGGUGUAAUAGUGGAGGGAGAUUCAGUGACUCUGAGCUGCAGCAGUGAUUCAAACCCACCUGCAGAAAUCAGCUGGUUUAAAGGAGGAACGUUUGUAGGAUCUGGAAGAAUCUACAACAUCUCAAACAUCAGAUCUGAUCACAGUGGAGAAUACAAGUGCAAGUCCAGAAAUAAACAUGGAGAGAAAGACUCUGAUGCUUUGAUGCUGAAUGUGACGUAUGCUCCAAGAAAUGCUGUGGUGUCCAUCAUCAGUCCAUCUGGUGUAAUAGUGGAGGGAGAUUCAGUGACUCUGAUCUGCAGCAGUGACUCAAACCCACCUGCAGAAAUCAGCUGGUUUAAAGGAAGAAUGAUAGUAGGAUCUGGAAGAAUCUACAACAUCUCAAAUAUUAGGUCUAAUCAAAGUAAAGAAUACUCAUGCAAGUCCAGAAAUAAACAUGGCGAGAAAGAGUCUGAUACAGUGAUGCUGAAUGUGACAUAUGCUCCAAGAAAUGUAAUGGUGUCCAUCAGUCCAUCUGGUGAAAUAGUGGAGGGAGAUUCAGUGACUCUGAGCUGCAGCAGUGAUUCAAACCCUCCUGCAGAAAUCAGCUGGUUUAAAGAAGGAACGUUUGUAGGAUCUGGAAGAAUCUACAACAUCUCAAACAUCAGAUCUAAUAACAGUGGGGAAUACAAGUGCAAGUCCAAAAAUAAACAUGGAGAGAAAGACUCUAAAACGGUGAUGCUGAAUGUGACGUAUGCUCCAAGAAAUGCUGUGGUGUCCAUCAUCAGUCCAUCUGGUGUAAUAGUGGAGGGAGAUUCAGUGACUCUGAUCUGCAGCAGUGAUUCAAACCCUCCUCCAGAAAUCAGCUGGUUUAAAGAAAGAACGUUUGUAGGAUCUGGAAGAAUCUACAACAUCUCAAACAUCAGAUCUAAUAACAGUGGGGAAUACAAGUGCAAGUCCAAAAAUAAACAUGGAGAGAAAGACUCUAAAACGGUGAUGCUGAAUGUGACGUAUGCUCCAAGAAAUGCUGUGGUGUCCAUCAUCAGUCCAUCUGGUGUAAUAGUGGAGGGAGAUUCAGUGACUCUGAUCUGCAGCAGUGACUCAAACCCACCUGCAGAAAUCAGCUGGUUUAAAGGAAGAAUGAUAGUAGGAUCUGGAAGAAUCUACAACAUCUCAAAUAUUAGGUCUAAUCAAAGUAAAGAAUACUCAUGCAAGUCCAGAAAUAAACAUGGCGAGAAAGAGUCUGAUACAGUGAUGCUGAAUGUGACAUAUGCUCCAAGAAAUGUAAUGGUGUCCAUCAGUCCAUCUGGUGAAAUAGUGGAGGGAGAUUCAGUGACUCUGAGCUGCAGCAGUGAUUCAAACCCUCCUGCAGAAAUCAUCUGGUUUAAAGAAGGAACGUUUGUAGGAUCUGGAAGAAUCUACAACAUCUCAAACAUCAGAUCUAAUAACAGUGGGGAAUACAAGUGCAAGUCCAAAAAUAAACAUGGAGAGAAAGACUCUAAAACGGUGAUGCUGAAUGUGACGUAUGCUCCAAGAAAUGCUGUGGUGUCCAUCAUCAGUCCAUCUGGUGUAAUAGUGGAGGGAGAUUCAGUGACUCUGAUCUGCAGCAGUGACUCAAACCCACCUCCAGAAAUCAGCUGGUUUAAAGGAAGAAUGAUAGUAGGAUCUGGAAGAAUCUACAACAUCUCAAAUAUUAGGUCUAAUAAAAGUAAAGAAUACUCAUGCAAGUCUAGAAAUAAACAUGGCGAGAAAGAGUCUGAUACAGUGAUGCUGAAUGUGACAUAUGCUCCAAGAAAUUUAAUGGUGUCCAUCAUCAGUCCAUCUGGUGUAAUAGUGGAGGGAGAUUCAGUGACUCUGAGCUGCAGCAGUGAUUCAAACCCACCUGCAGAAAUGAGCUGGUUUAAAGGAGGAACAUUUGUAGGAUCUGGAAGAAUCUACAACAUCUCAAACAUCAGCUCUGAUCACAGCGGAGAAUACAAGUGCAAGUCCAGCAAUAAACAUGGAGAGAAAUACUCUGAUGCUUUGAUGCUGAAUGUGACGUAUGCUCCAAGAAAUUUAAUGGUGUCCAUCAUCAGUCCAUCUGGUGUAAUAGUGGAGGGAGAUCCAGUGACUCUGAUCUGCAGCAGUGAUUCAAACCCUCCUGCAGAAAUCAGCUGGUUUAAAAGAGGAACGUUUGUAGGAUCUGGAAGAAUCUACAACAUCUCAAACAUCAGCUCUGAUCACAGCGGAGAAUACAAGUGCAAGUCCAGCAAUAAACACGGAGAGAAAGACUCUGAUACAGUGACUUUAAAUGUCAUGUAUGCAACAAAGGCCACAUCAAUGUCCAUCAGUUCACCUGCAGAGAUACAAACAGAUGCUCCAAAAAAUAUAAUGGUGUCCACCAGUCCAAUAGUGGAGGGAGAAUCAGUGACUCAUAAACAUGUAGAGAAAUACUCUAAUGCAGUGCCUUUAAAUGUCAUGUACCCUCCAAAAAAUGUCUCAGUGUACAUAAAUGGAUCAGGUGAAACAGUGGAAGGAGAUUCAGUGACUCUGAUCUGCAGCAGUGAAUCAAACCCUCCUGCUCUGAACUUCAGCUGGUUUCAGGAGAAUCAAAGCUCCUCUGUUGGAUCUGGACAGAGUUUCAGUGCACUACAGAGUGGACGCUUCUACUGUGAAGCUCACAAUCAACAUGGAUCUCAGAGAUCAGAUGCUGUUACUGUCACUGUUAAAGAGCAUCACGGAUCCCGUUGGCAUGAAGUUUUUGGGAUCACAGUGGAAUGUGGAGUAUCAUUCAUCAUUGUUACCAUCACUAUCAUUAUCAUCAUGUUCAUAAUAAAGAAACUAAGGAGUUUUAAAUAUGAAUACAUCACAAUGACACAGAUCUCUGAAUCCAGUGAAGACACAUACAGACUUCUUGAGCUCCAGUCCACGACCUCUGAUCUGUAUGGCACACUCACAACCCUUCAUCCCAGACCUCUUGAAGGCUCAUGUACAACAGCUUUAUAAUGAAAUCGAUUAACUUAAUUUAGUCUGUCUUCAUGUUAUUGACUGUUCAGAUCAACAGGAAGAUGCUGCUUGUAAGAGGUGGAGCACAAAGUGUUAAUACUGAGCUCUGUGGGCAGAGCCACUUAUGACUGAGGGGGAUCACUGAGUUUCUUCAGUUUUUUAUUUCUUUAUGGUUUCAGGAGCAUUAUUCAGAGGUGGGUAAUCCAGGCACCAAAGAGUAAAAGUCUUGCCAUAUUUUUGCUCCACCCAUUAACUCAGCAGAUGAUUUCACCAGAGGAGGAACCAAGUCAUUCUUUCCAAAUCAAAUUUUCUUCUAAGCAAUUGCAUUAAUGUUUUACAGUAAACAUUUGUGCACUGCUGAUACAAAUCUUGAUUUAGCAGAUAACAUGCUUUUGAUGCCUGAAUGAUCUUGAUUUUAAUUUCUUGAUUUUACUUUUAAAUAAAAUAAUUCAUGGCUUAGUGAUUAGAGAGAACUGCUGUCUCUUGGGUUAAAUGCAGAGUACGAAUUCUGAGUUUGGGUCACCAUACUUAACUGUAUGUCACUUUCACAAAAAAGAGAAAAAUCUCAUUAAAUAAAUGCCACCAUAAUGCUUCAAUAUUAAAAAAAUUAUAUAUAAAAAAAACACAGUUUGGGAUUAGUCAUUUAACCAUGACCAUUUAUCAUAUGAUCCUCAACAGUGGUGAAAAUAAUUAUUCAUACUGCAGUUCAUUAUGGGAGUCUUUCAUGUAUUGCACAUGAAGCAUUUUGUUGAUUGUCACCAUUGUAGAUAUUCAUAUGCUGGUUCUUGACAUCUGUGUGUGUCUAAAAAGCAAGCACUGGAGUUUAGAUUUAUUUAUGUGUUACAAAAAUUUAAAAUUAACUUCCUGUAAGUAUUAGAACAAUGUUCUUUUUGUGCAUGCUGUAGCUACACUGGGAUUAUUCAAAACCUAAAUAUGUAAAAAAAAAUAAAAACACUAUUUGAGAUAUAUUAAAACAGCUCAUUGUGACUAUAUGUUCUGCCUAUAUCAUUGGUGUCUCUUCUCCCCAACAUCACAUGCAGAGCUACAAAGAGAGAUCUGACAAAACACCUUAAGGGUCAAGAGCACAACUAAACCAAACACUGAUCUCCAUGAUGGUGACAUCAUUUUAACCAAUAAAACAUCAACAUCUGAUCCUCUGUAAUUCUCAAUAACAGCAGGUGUUAAUCAUUAAUGCACAAUCACCAUUUAAUUAGUCACUUAAUUAUCUCAUUAACUUUAACUUUUUGAGGACUUGGGAUUUAACUCAAGACUAGUUUGUGACUUGGAAGGAAUGACUUGGUUUCUCCUCUGAUGAUAUCAGCUGCUGACUUUAUGGGUGGAGCAAAAAUAUGGCAGGACUUUUACUCUUUGGCCCCUGGAUUACCCACCUCUGGCAUUAUUUAACAAUGAAAUUAAAACAAUGUAAAAAGCAGGUGGAUCAUUAUUUUGUAUGAAUAUUAAUGUUGUGGGAUACAAGCUCUUUGGUUUCUCAUUAUACAGCAUUAUGCAUUUAAGUCAUAUUUGAUCAUUUUAUCCUGAAAUACUGAAGAAAAUUAAUAUUAUGCACCUUCACAAUGGACAGUGUAUCAUUAUAUGGCUUCAAAGUGCUCAAUAUUAUCAGUUUAUGUUAUAUUUUAUGCAACUUUACCUUUAAGGGAGUCAGUUUUAUUUUGAUCGUCUUGUAUGGGUUUGUUUAAACACUCAAACUACCAUCAGAGGGCACCAUCACCUGCUCCUGACAUCAACACUGUUGUGCAUCAGCUGUAAAUCACAACUGCAUGUUCUACAAAUAUUUAGAUCAUAAAAUUUAUAUUUUAAAAAACA